AACCUGAAACCUGCACCAGUUCAGUCAAAGCUCCCGGAUCCUCAGAGCCCGACAGACGCUGUUCUGCAGCAACAUUCUGCCUUUCCCUCGCAGGCGCUCAAAGCCGGGCUUUGUUUCAACGUUCUUCCCCCUUUCAGCCCCGUCCGAGGAGCAGCAGGACCGCCGACCGGACUCUGACAGCCUCCUGUCCCGGUUCUCCUCGCUUCAUCACCGCAGGAACGUCACGCGGAUGUAGGAACUUUUUGGAUGAUCACUUCUCAGUCCGAACUCUGCGUCCUCGAGGCCCCACAAACAUGCGCUUCUUCCUGGCUUUGUCUGGAUUAUUUUUGCUCUUCUCUCCUGGGGGAGCCGAGCCGGAGCCGCGGGCGGAUGGGGAGGAGGAGAGCUCCUGUCAGGGCGCCUUUGACCUCUACUUUGUCCUGGAUAAGUCUGGCAGCGUCAUCGGUCACUGGGACGAAAUCAACGACUUUGUGGAGAAUUUAGCCGAGAAGUUUAAAAGUCCCAUGCUGAGGAUGUCCUUCAUCACGUUCUCCUCCAGGGCUUCUACAAUCAUGAAACUGACAGAAAACAGAGAGAAGAUCAGGAAGGGUCUGAACGCUUUGAGGAAGGAGAAGCCUGGAGGGGACACCUUCAUGGACCUUGGGUUUCAAAGCGCAAAUGAGCAGAUCAGAAAGGAAAACUUUGGCACAGCCAGCGUGAUCAUCGCUUUGACAGACGGAGAGCUUCUGGAGAACCACCUCAUCAAGGCGCAGCAGCAGGCAGAGGAGGCCCGGUCUCUGGGAGCGACCGUGUACUGCGUCGGCGUGAAGGACUUCAAUGAGACGCAGCUGGCCACCAUCGCAGACACCAUCGAGCACGUGUUUCCUGUGUUGGGGGGUUUCCAUGCCCUAGGGGGGGUCAUUGAUUCGAUCAUUAAGAAGUCCUGCAUCGAGAUCCUGGCAGCAGAGCCCUCCAGCGUGUGUGCAGGAGAGUCUUUCCAAGUGGUGGUGAGGGGGAAUGGAUUUUUCCACGCCAGGAACAUCAACCAGGUGCUCUGCAGCUUCAAAAUCAACGACACCGUCACAGUCAAUGAAAAGCCAGCCGGCGUGGAGAACACCUUCUUGCUGUGUCCAGCUCCUGUCGUCGAUGAAGUCGGAAAGGUGAUUUAUCUCCAAGUGAGCAUGAAUGACGGUCUGUCCUUCAUCAGCAGCAACGUUCACAUCACCACCACGGAGUGUUUUGACGGCACCAUCCUCCUCAUCACCCUGCUGGUGUUGUUCCUCCUGCUGGCUCUGCUGUUCAUGUGGUGGUUCUGGCCCCUCUGCUGCACAGUGGUGAUCAAGGAACCUCCUCCACCUCCUCCCCCUGAACCUGAGUCGGAUGACGACGACGGACUCCCCAAGAAGAAGUGGCCCACUGUGGACGCCUCGUAUUACGGGGGAAGAGGAAUCGGAGGAAUCAAGAGGAUGGAGGUCCGUUGGGGGGGGAAGGGCUCGACCGAGGAGGGGGCCAAGCUGGAGAAGCCCAAGAAUGCAGUGGUGAAGAUGCCAGAGCAGGAGUACGAACCGUACGAGCCCAAACCCAAGAAACCUCAGACGAAGAAGCCGCCUCAGAGCCGAAAGUGGUACACUCCCAUCCGGGGUAAGCUGGAUGCCAUCUGGGCUUUGUUCCGCCGCGGCUACGACCAGGUGUCUCUGAUGAGGCCGCAGCCCGGAGAUCACGGUCGCUGCAUCAACUUCACACGAGUAAAAGACGAAGCAGCUGCCGCCAAAGCUCCACCGCGUGUCCACACCCCGACGCCACCUCCUCCGGACUACCGCCCUGCCCCCCGCAGCGUCCCCUCAUUGCCCACCUCCAUCAGCCCUCCAGCGCGAUCGCCCCCCUCUGGCCAGUUGCCCCAGGUUCCGCCGCCAUCCCGCACGCCCCCGGGGCUUCCUUGCCCUCCUCCGUCUCGCCCUCCCCCAAGCCUUCAGCUCUGAGUUCGCCUCCUAUCUUCACACCUGCUUUGAUAUAACAUUGAUACUCCCUCCCCCCCCAGGACUUCCAGAUUCUGUUGGAGGGUGUGGUCCUUCGUCAGGUGUUCCUCUUCCUGUGUGGGACAGACUGCCAAGUAAAACUGCCACCACCUCUCAGCCUUGGAGAGAACAAACAUCUAACGAUGAGCCGACCUGAUGCAGUUUGACCUGACAUUGUGUCUCAGACAGAUGUGUGUGUGUGUGUGGGGGGGGGGGGGUUGGUUUGGGGAGAGGUUUUACUCAGUGUUUGUGAAAUCAGAGAGGAUUGUUGCUGGACAGCAUGGGAACGUCUUCGUUAACUACUGAGUUAGGCCAAAGUUAGCAUUGAGAGGACAGGAGUGGCCCGGAUCCCGCUACUGGCCCGUUUCUCCAUCGUUUCUUUGAUCGAUAGAAAGUUGUUUGAACCAAUUUUGAAAGCAGUUGGAAGAGUCAGAUGACUCUUGGUCCAAUGAAGGUGAUGAUUUGAACCCUGGUCCCAGGGAUUUACCAUCCUGCCUGUUCUCCAGUCGUGGAAAACAAGCAGAACGGCAGAUCUUUAGGACCAUGGGUUUGUUGGAUGUUACUUCAUUUUUGUUUUAUAUUUUUCACACUGUUGAGUUCAAGCUUAUUUUUCCCCUUUCAUUUAUUUUGUUUUGGAUUUUUUGUGUACUCUUUUUGCAUUUGCGCCUUUGCUGGUUUUAUCUGGCGUACUGUUGUACGACACUCCAUUAUGGUGUUGUUUUUUUUUUCUUUGUUGACAUUCAAAAAUCAGGUUCAGGUAUCUGCAUUUUUACACAGUACUGAUACAGUACUGAUACAGUACUUUAGUAGCGUUGUGUGUAUUUUAUGUCUACAGUUCUAUCAUCACCGGUCACAACUGCAGGGCAGUUCAGAGAGCAUUUAAUUUAUUUUACUCCAUGACAGAAAUACAGUGUUAGAGUAUCGACAAGGCAUCCCGCCAAGAGAAGGGACGCUGUUAAUUAUGUAGAAACAAAAUAGGCAACUCUUUCAAAAUAAAACACCAGCAUUUAUGGAAUCCUCAGCUCCACAGAUUUGACUGAACAUCUCACAUUGGUUAACCCCUGAAGAAAUGAGAAAAUGAGCUCUGCAAUAAACUAAAAACAAUCUGGAUUCAGGGAGCAGAGGAAAAUCACUUCAAUACUUAGUUCCUUGAUUAUUCUCCAUUUUUAUUUAUUUUUCAGGUUGAGGUCUUUUUUUAAAGCACAUAUGCCUUCAGAAUUGACUCAUGUUCCUCAUGAUUUUUUGUCUAAAUAUUGUCUUUUUUUAUUUCUGUUGGAAAAUCUGUUGCACAAUUGGUGAUUAUUUAAAAAUAUGUUUUACAUUCUGAUUUUAUCAUUACUGAAACCAUAAGAAGUUUUUACUUUGACAUACGUGGAUUCAGUUAAUCCUGAAAGAACACAGGGACACAUUUGAGGUCAAGUUAAAUUCAUUAAAAUGAGUGUUUAACAGAUUUCAUGGCAGUACUAAAGCACAUAACACCAAUAUAUUUUCUACUUUUGGAUUUGUUUUCACAAUAUCAAUAAAGUUGACUCCUCACAUUCAA
Messenger RNA from Oryzias latipes (Japanese medaka), 3537 nucleotides. RefSeq names its product ANTXR cell adhesion molecule 1c (gene antxr1c). Gene Ontology annotation, molecular function: transmembrane signaling receptor activity. Lineage: Eukaryota; Metazoa; Chordata; Actinopteri; Beloniformes; Adrianichthyidae. Gene Ontology annotation, cellular component: cell surface; plasma membrane. The record is from RefSeq and is a predicted model, not a curated record.